This is a messenger RNA of Corticium candelabrum, 1719 nucleotides long. RefSeq names its product 4-hydroxyphenylpyruvate dioxygenase-like. Bases 383 to 1525 code for a protein of 380 amino acids. The transcript is spliced from 14 exons. Gene Ontology annotation, cellular component: endoplasmic reticulum membrane; Golgi membrane. Gene Ontology annotation, molecular function: 4-hydroxyphenylpyruvate dioxygenase activity. Lineage: Eukaryota; Metazoa; Porifera; Homoscleromorpha; Homosclerophorida; Plakinidae. Gene Ontology annotation, biological process: L-tyrosine catabolic process. The record is from RefSeq and is a predicted model, not a curated record.
GGCGGUUAGUUGUACUGUACCUGCCACUCCAGCACCAACCAUUCCAGCGCCAAUAGAAGCUGCAGCAACAGGUAUAUUAUACAUCCGUAUGGAGCAUGGACUACGGAAGUAUGACUUAGCGGGAGGGCUGGGUAGUGAACAAAGUCACAUGAGUCCAGAUGGCCUCAUGCCUAGUCAGCCCCUUAUGCGCGGCCGAAAGGAAAACAAGGGUUCUUCGCUUCACCAACAGCUUGCUUUUGAGGCGUCUACACUACACUAACCCCAGUCUCUAAACACCCGCUAGAAACCUACCUAGGACGACAUUGAAAUCAACCGUAGGACACUCAGACAUACGCGAACGAACAAAAAGAUACCAGAUCGACAACUCACUCUUAUCACCAAGAUGACAACGUACAGCGAUAAAGGGCCGAAACCCGAAGUGGGAAAGUUCCUGGCCUUCGACCAUCUCUCGUUUUGGGUCGGAAAUGCCAAACAGGCGGCUCAUUGGUAUUGCAUUCGAUUUGGCUUCAAGCCAGUUGGUUAUAAGGGACUUGAGACAGGAACGAGGAAAGUUGUGUCACAUGUAGUGCAACUGAACGACACCAUAUUUGUUCUAAACUCGCCUUUGGAACCUGGAAAUGAAGAAAUGGGUCGGUACUUGAGUAAACAUGGAGACGGAGUGAAGGACAUUGCCUUUACCGUGGAAGACUGUGAAAAAAUUUACAAACGAGCUAUCGAAAACGGAGCCGUAUCUGUGAAAGAACCGUGGGAAGAAAGUGACGAGGAUGGGUCCGUUACUAUGGCAUCAGUGCAGACAUAUGGUGAUACCAUCCACACAUUUGUUGAGCGAAAGAACUACAAGGGGACGUUUCUGCCGCACUACAAACUGUCACAAUACGUUGAUCCGGUUCUUAGCUUGCUACCGGACACCGGAAUACGUUUUGUUGAUCACGUUGUCGGUAACCAACCCGAAGACGAGAUGACAUCGACGUCUGACUGGUACCUCAAGACAUUACAGUUUCAUCGGUUUUGGUCUGUUGAUGACAAACAGGUUCACUCUCGGUAUAGCUCAUUGAGAUCUAUUGUCGUUACAAAUUUUGAAGAGACGGUGAAGAUGCCAAUCAAUGAACCAGCCAAGGGAGAAAGGAAAAGCCAAAUACAGGAGUACAUCGACUACAAUGGUGGUGCUGGUGUUCAGCAUAUCGCUCUCAAUACAUCUGACAUCAUUGCCACAAUCACUGCAUUGAGAGCCAGAGGAGUGGAGUUUCUUAACAUUCCGAGCACGUAUUACGAAAAUCUUCGUGAGAGACUCAAAUCAGCAAAAGUGACAGUUACAGAAUCAGUGGACGUGCUGGAAAAGUUGCAAGUAUUAGUAGAUUAUGAUGAUCAAGGGUAUCUGCUGCAGAUAUUUUCUCGCCCAGUGCAGGAUAGACCAACGUUGUUCUUGGAGCUAAUUCAGCGGAAGAACCACACAGGUUUUGGAGUUGGCAAUUUCAAGUCUCUUUUUGAGGCCAUCGAGAAGGAGCAGUUUGACCGUGGAAACUGAUCUAAUAUGGAGGUCACACAUAUGCUGAGUAUUAUUCUAUAUCUAUUCGAGAGCUUGAGUGUUCGUUGUAGUGCACAGAAUCGUAACUUGAUAAACACUGACCUUUUUGAAAUACUUGCAAUCUCACUUUCAUAGGCAACUAUUGUACUGUUCAUGUUUGUUUGAAUAUAAGUAGUUGGGUCUAUGCUUUGUCA